GGGCGCCGCCAGCCUUCCUGUCAAGGGCCGAGACGAUGGCUACGUGAUGGCUUCCCGGGGCCCGUGAGGCGGAGGAGGGGGAGGAGAAUGAGGAGAAUGAGGAGAGGGCCACCCGCCGCAGGGUAGUAUCACCCGCCGAGGCGGUGCCGGGCUUCUCUUGCACUGCAGAGAAGAAACCACCGUGGGAUAAUGUCACCUCCCCACUACUAAUGCAUUGUUUCAUUAAGCUAAUGUUCUUGGACAACAUGCUGUUAUUCUAUUGCUGAGAUUUUUACCUUCUAGAGGCGAUAAAACCACCAUCAUGGCAUCGAUUGAUGACCCUGGGGAAGUGAGGGAGGGCUUCCUCUGCCCCCUGUGCCUGAAGGAUCUGCAGUCUUUUUAUCAGCUUCACUCUCACUAUGAAGAGGAGCAUUCCACUGAGGACAGAGAUGUCAAAGGGCAGAUAAAAAGUCUGGUCCAGAAGGCUAAGAAAGCAAAGAAUAAAUUGCUGAAACGGGAUGGAGAUGACCGAACGGAAUCUGGGACCCAGGGAUACGAGUCUUUCAGCUAUGGAGGGGUGGAUCCGUACAUGUGGGAACCUCAGGAACUUGGUGCUGUGAGAAGCCAUCUUUCCGACUUUAAAAAACACCGAGCUGCCAGAAUCGACCACUAUGUUGUUGAAGUCAAUAAAUUAAUAAUCAGGUUAGAGAAGCUUACGGCAUUUGACAGAACAAAUACUGAGGCUGCUAAAAUAAGAGCAAUAGAAAAGUCUGUUGUGCCUUGGGUCAGCGAUCAGGAUGUUCCCUUCUGUCCAGACUGUGGAAAUAAGUUCAGCAUUCGCAAUCGCCGUCACCACUGCCGCCUUUGUGGAUCAAUCAUGUGCAAGAGGUGUAUGGAGCUCGUCAGUCUUCCCUUGGCAAGCAAGCUCACCAGUGCUAGCAAAGAGGCCUUGACCUCUCAUACCAGUCCCAACCAAUCCCCUAACAGUGUCCAUGGCUCCCGGCGGGGCAGCAUCAGUAGUGUGAGCAGUGUGAGCUCUGUAUUGGAUGAGAAGGAUGAUGACCGAAUUCGCUGCUGUGGACACUGUAAAGAAACCCUGCUUAAGAGAGAGCAUCAGAUUGAUGAGAAGGAAUACAUUCCUGACAUUGUGAAAUUUUAUGAGAAACUACGGUAUUAUAUGGAAACCGUUGAACAGAAAGCCCCUGAAUAUAUUAGGAUGGCAGCAUCUUUAAAUGCUGGAGAGACGUCCUACAACCUGGAACAUGCUAAUAAUCUCAGAGUAGAAGUGCAGAAAGUAUAUGAGUUAAUAGAUGCUUUAAGUAAGAAGAUUUUAACUCUAGGCUUGAACCAGAAUCCUCAGCCACAUCCAAAAGCUUUGCAGCUUCAGAGAAUGAUAAGAUACUCAGCUACACUCUUUGUACAGGAAAAGCUGCUUGGUCUCAUGUCCCUACCAACUCAAAAGCAGUAUGAAGAAUUGAAGGAGAAAAGUAAACAAGACAUGGAAAAAAGGAUGCAAAUGGAGAGACAGGGCGCCCUGGAUUCUCAUAGAAGAGCGGAUGAGAGGCAGAAAGACUUGGUGAUUAGAGCUACGGCCAAUGGUGAAGAGGUCCAGACCAGAGAAAACACCGUAAGGAAGUCAGAAGGCUGGCUCCCCACAUCCAGCGGGCCCCGCCAAAGCGAGCUUUCUGAUCCCCUCCUCCAACAGAUCGACAACAUAACGUCCUUCAUUAAGCAGGCAAAGGCGGCUAAUCGACUGGAUGAAGUCCGCAUGCUACGAGAGAAUCUGCGCCAGCUCCAAGAUGAGUAUGACCAGCAGCAAACAGAGAAGGCCAUUGAACUGUCCAAGAGACAGGCCGAGGAAGAGGAUAUGCAGCGGGAGCAGCUCCAAGUGUUGAGGGAGAAGGAAUGGGAAAGGGAACGGCGGCAAGCAGAAUUUCAGCACUCACAGACUUGCUCCGAGGCCAGAGAGAUCAAGCCGUUUCAGCUAGAGGCUGGGAAAGAUCGCUGGAGUCAGCUAGAACAAGCUUUGGACCUGGAUGCCCCUCAGCCUUCCCAGCUCCCUUCUCCAAGUGCGAUCCAGGAAUCCAUCUUUGACGUUCCCCAGCAGAGCACUGGAUUGCAACAGAAUGAGGUGGUUGCCUGGAACCCCUUUGAGGAAGAGGAGGCCUCCAAGGAGGGAGAGAAAGACCCCUUUAAUCCAUUUGCCGAAGACCUGUCUCCCAGGGCUUCCUCACCCUGCCCAGUCCUCCCUGGCGGGAAGAAAGAAUAUAAUCCCUUCGAAGAUGAGGAUGAGGAAACAGCAAAUAAUGGAAUCGUAUCUGCUUCUAAUCCCUUUGAGGAGGGUGAAUGUUUACCUCGGAAGCCUUCGGGCCCUCAGAGUCCCGGCAACCCAUUUGAGAAAUUGGCUUCUACCAAUCCUUUUGAUGUGGAUGACGAAAAUGGGGUGGAGACCGAGGAGCUCAUAGAAGAGGAUCUGCUUCUCCAGCAAAUCGACAACAUCAAGGCCUACAUCUUCGAUGCCAAGCACAGUGGCCGCCUAGAUGAGGUGGAGGUUCUGACCGAAAACUUGAAGGAGCUCAAGCGCACGCUAGCCAAGCAGAAGGAGAAAGACAACUGAUGGAAGCAAGGGCAGUCAUGUACCAGCUGAAUUGGCUGUGCUAAGGCACCCUUACAGCGGGUGAUGAUGGAAAAUGGGGGUUUUAAUGAACGAAGGGGAAGAAUUAGGAUGCACAGGUUGACACCAUUUUGAAUUUUGGGCCCUGCACUUUGAUUACGGUCUUUCCACUACAGUUUAAUGAAGAGGUUAAGAGCACAGCAAUGAAAAACAUGCUAUGGCUGUCUUCCUGGUCUCAGAUUUUUUUUUUUGUCAUUUUUACUUUAAAGGAUUAUCAUUUCAUCAGAAAACAGACAUGUAAUGAAGUGCAAUGCAGCUUUGUAGGAAAGCAGUAGAAAGUAGUUGGGAGCAGGGAUCAAUCUAGCCACUUCUCUUCUGCUGGGCAGUAUUACAGGUCAGUUGUAAAAAAAAAUGGCCUUCCGCCAAUCAAAGACCGCUAUGCAUUCUUCAAACCUGUGUGAGUCUGAAGCUGUUGGAAGGGGAAUAACAAAUGGGUGGAGUUCAUAGUAUCUUCUGUAAAUCAUUAUUUGAGGAUUUUGUCUCAAUGUGGGAUAUUGUGUAGCCCUCACCUAGCCUGUAUCCAGUGCUCUGCCCACUGUUAUGUCUUCUGAACUAGCGUCUGGAUUUUAGGAGGUGCGGACACUCCGGCACAGCCCACAGCCAGGGAGCCGCAUGUGAGGUAGGAUUGAUAGCUAAAUUUAGUACAAACCAAAGUGCGUUUUAGAAAAUAGUAUCUUUGGAGAAAGAAAAUUCAAUUCCUAAUCAUGUCUCUAGAAAGUACAAAAGAACAAAAAGAGCGUUUGCUCAGGUGCAGAUCAUGGAGGAGUUGGGUGGGGGAGGUGCACUCUGUGGCUUUGGGGAGGUGGGGAGGACAGUGCAAUGCUUCCCUAAAGUAUAAGAAAAAGGUUCUUUAAAACAAGUGUUGACUUUAAUAAUGUGGAUGAGAUGUUUUUCUGUAUGUUUUUAGUAGCAAGAGAAUCAAAUGCCUUUGGUUUUUAACUCAACAUGGGAUCAUUGCAAUAACACUAGAAUAUUUUACUCAGCAUGGAAGGAUCACAGAUAGAAAGUGAAGCAUUUAGUUUUACCUCUGGUGAUGUGGCUCUGGGGAUCCUAACUUAUUAAAAUAGCACGGACUUUACAUUUUGCAUAAUCACAGAUGAAGUCUUUCCUACAUCAGAUCUGUUAAUGUGGCAGUUUAAUUCCUACCACAGAUAAUUUAUUAAUGAUGGUGAAAGGGUUUAGACUAACUUAAUUUACGACUUUGCUGAUUCUGAUGGACAUUUGAGCUGUGAAGUCAUGUGUUCCCAGUGGUUUCGCUCCCGAAAAAAAACACAACAUCUGUACCUAACGAAGCUGCUAAAACAACUCCCUAACUGUAGCCACCCCUGCCACGGGGAAAACGGUAAGUGUGGGGAGGAGAACUUUUCUCUGGAGCAGGGUGGGUAAGGAUCUGUUUAGGAACUCAUGAGAUCUUAUUGUCCCUGUGAGGACGAUUUUUAACCUGUAAUUUCAAUUAGAUCAGUUCACUGACUAUCUUUUAAAUUAGUAGUCUCUAAACUUCUAGGAAGAGAUAGGGGUACAAAGACUAUUUUGGAGUCUGCAAAAGCUAAUUAAAUGUACAGAAUAAAACCAAUUCAAUCCCUCAUCUAAACGUAAAAUUCUGAGUACUUCAAGAACCCUACGGUGAAUGGCCAAUGCACAGUAAAAUUUAAUCAGGAUUUAUGAUUCCAAAGAACUGAUCUAACCCUCAAAUUUGGAACCUCUGAAAAUCAAUCAUGCAGGUAUCUUGAACUUUUUCCACAACCCCCUUAUUUCAGACCAGCUGCAGUGUCUUAAAAUGUGGAAAUAUUUCUCUUCGUGGAAGUCUGUUAACAGGUUUGAAGCAAAGCAGUUUCAUUCCCCUAAGUCAGAGUUGUUACUGGAUGCAAUGGGAGGGUGGGUUUUUUUUUUCUCACGUCUGAUGUAAAAAUGGAAAAAAAAUGUAUUGGUAUUUCAGUUUGUCAUCGACUGAGGGGAGACCUCAUUAUAUCAAUUGUAUCUCACUUGUAUUUUCCAGCUUAAUACACUAAACAUACUUACUGUAUGUGUUACAAUGUUACUUCUGCUGUCAAAAUACUAGGUUUAUACUUCAUGAGUAAAAGUCAUCAUGUCCAGUGUAGACCACACACCUUAUUAAGGAGCUGCAUGGAAACACAAACUGUGUACUAAAACACAGAACUGGGCAUCUCAUCCCAAACUGAAUGUGGUGUUUGUUAAAAUCUGCUCAUUUGCAUGUACUACUUCUGACAUCCCUGUACCAAGACAUUUUUAAAAAAAUAAAGUAAUGAAUGCUGA
Molecule: messenger RNA, 4927 nt
Organism: Tachyglossus aculeatus (Australian echidna)
Lineage: Eukaryota; Metazoa; Chordata; Mammalia; Monotremata; Tachyglossidae
Gene: RBSN
Product: rabenosyn, RAB effector
Exons: 12
Coding region: 302-2596 (764 amino acids)
Molecular function (GO): metal ion binding
Source: RefSeq, a predicted model, not a curated record